Messenger RNA from Fragaria vesca subsp. vesca, 2528 nucleotides. Its product is annotated as L-type lectin-domain containing receptor kinase VIII.1-like. The record is from RefSeq and is a predicted model, not a curated record. Bases 1 to 2166 code for a protein of 721 amino acids. Gene Ontology annotation, molecular function: ATP binding; carbohydrate binding; protein kinase activity. Lineage: Eukaryota; Viridiplantae; Streptophyta; Magnoliopsida; Rosales; Rosaceae. Gene Ontology annotation, cellular component: plasma membrane. Gene Ontology annotation, biological process: protein phosphorylation. The transcript has a single exon.
AUGUCCCAACGCAUUCGCUUCGUCAUCUCUACUCUACUACUUGUCUACCUUCGCUUCUGCAACCUUGUCAUCACGUCAGCCGUGACGGAGUUCGACUUCGGGACCCUGACUCUGAGCAGCCUCAAGCUUCUGGGCGACGCCCACUUGAACAAUGGCAGCGUGCGUCUCACUCGCGACCUCGCCGUACCCAACUCCGGCGCCGGCAGAGUCCUCUACUCGAAGCCCGUCCGCUUCAAGCAACCCUCCACUCCUUUUCCGGCGAGCUUCUCCACAUUCUUCUCGUUCUCCGUCAGCAACUUGAACCCCUCCUCGAUCGGCGGCGGGCUGGCUUUUAUCAUCUCGCCGGACGAUGAGAUAGUCGGAGAUGCUGGUGGGUUUAUGGGGCUAAUGAGAGUGGAUGAUUCGGGUUCGGGUUCGGGUCCGGGUUUCGUGGCGGUGGAGUUCGAUACGCUGAUGGACGUGGAGUUCAAGGACAUUAAUGGCAACCACGUGGGCCUGGAUCUCAACUCCAUGGUUUCUUCACAGGUCGGCGAUCUCGCCGCCGCCGAUAUCGAUCUUAAGAGCGGGGACCUCGUGAACUGCUGGAUCGAGUUCGACGGGUCGGGUCGGGUCUUCAACAUAUCCGUUUCGUAUUCGAAUCUCAAACCCAGUGACCCGCUCCUCUCCUUCCCUCUCGAUCUUGAUCAGUACGUCAACGACUUCAUGUAUGUCGGCUUUUCCGGGUCAACCCAGGGAAGCACCGAAGUCCACAGCGUCGAGUGGUGGAGCUUUAGCUCGUCUUUCGAUUCAACUCCCUCAACAGGGUCAGCAGCAACACCGCCGCCUCCGACGACUACUCUGAUGAACCCGACCGCCAACUCAGUCAAAUCUCCGCCGCCUUCUUUGCCUCCAACUGGGUCUGCUUCAGCUUCUAGUACUAGUACUACUCAGAAGAACAGUAAGUCUUCUUCUUGCCAUAACCAGCUUUGCAAGCAAGGUCCGGGAGCUGUUGCUGGAGUUGUCACAGCUGGGGCUUUUGUCUUGGCUCUGUUUGCCGGGGUUUUGAUUUGGGUUUACAACAAGAAGAUUAGACAUGUUAAGAAAUCGGAGUCUAGCUUUGCUUCGGAUGUGAUCAAAAUGCCUAAGGAGUUCAGUUAUAGGGAGCUCAAGGCAGCUACCAAGUGCUUCAAUGCGAAUCGGGUUAUCGGGCAUGGUGCAUUUGGGAUUGUUUACAAGGGGAUAUUAUCAGAGACGGGUGACAUUGUUGCGGUGAAGAGAUGUAGUCAUAGCACUCAAGGGAAGAAUGAGUUUUUGUCGGAAUUGUCUAUAAUUGGAACUCUUAGGCAUCGGAAUCUUGUUAGGCUUCAAGGUUGGUGCCAUGAGAAAGGUGAGAUAUUGUUAGUUUAUGACUUGAUGCCUAAUGGUAGUCUUGACAAGGCAUUGUUUGAAGCAAGAAUGCCAUUGCCCUGGCCUCAUAGGCGAAAAAUUCUUUUAGGGGUUGCGGCGGCAUUGACCUAUUUGCAUCAAGAAUGUGAGAAUCAGGUGAUCCAUAGGGAUGUUAAGACCAGCAACAUUAUGCUUGAUGAAGGGUUCAAUGCGCGGUUAGGUGAUUUCGGGUUGGCAAGGCAAAUUGAGCACGAUAAGUCACCAGACGCCACGGUGGCAGCCGGGACAAUGGGGUAUUUGGCGCCGGAGUAUUUAUUAACAGGAAGAGCUACCGAGAAGACCGAUGUGUUUAGCUAUGGAGCUGUGGUGCUUGAGGUGGCUAGUGGGAGGAGACCUAUUGAGAGGGAAGUGAGUGGAGUAGGGAAAGCGGGUGCUUGUAGCAAUUUGGUAGACUGGGUUUGGAGCUUGCACAGAGAUGGAAGGCUGCUAACGGCAGCUGAUCCAAGGCUAGAGGGUCAAUUCGAUGAAGCUGAAAUGAGGAAAGUGCUACUGAUCGGACUCGCUUGCUCCCACCCUGACCCUAAUGUUAGACCUACAAUGAGAAUUGUGGUGCAAAUGCUAGUGGGUGAAGCCGAAGUCCCAAUAGUCCCAAGAACAAAACCCACCACAACUUUUAGCACUUCACAUCUCUUAUUGAGCUUGCAGGACAGUGUUUCUGAUUGCAAUGGCAUGAUCACCAUCUCCACCUCCUCCUCCGAAAACAGCUUCAACGGUCGCCGCGGUGAUGAUCAUAUCGUCUGAACAAACAAACGGUCUUAGAUUCAUUUCAUUUGUUUUUGUAUGUAUGACACAAUAACAAGGUUAGCAUAAGCACCAAAUUUUUCCCUGUUAAUUAAAAUUAUUUAUCAUACAUUAUAGUCCAUCUCCAUUGUACUAGCUAGACUACUAGUGAAAGUGGGUCUUCUUAUAGUUUGAUGGAGAAGAAAUGGCUGGGGGUCAUUUUCUUAGUUUGAUUGGUGGAAAGGGAAAUGGUGGGCAACUAGUUUCUUUCUCAAGCAAUAGUUGUCAAAAGGAGACAUGAAUGAAUAGGGUUUUGGUAUAUUAUCAUCAGGAUCAUAGGAAGAGAAAGAAUUGGAUAUUUAUGAUUAGCUUUUUGGAAACUU